Ambispora leptoticha is the source of this 1389-nucleotide messenger RNA. The record is from the annotation of a GenBank genome assembly. Lineage: Eukaryota; Fungi; Glomeromycota; Glomeromycetes; Archaeosporales; Ambisporaceae.
AUGUCGUCGUCGAUAACUCCAUCAGUUCCGUCAGCCACCACCACCACUGCUACUGAACCCUUUUCAGGUCGUUCGCUUACACCGCUUGAACCUCAACAUGCAAUUCCAUCUUAUUUAACAACUCAAAGACGUGGCUCAAUCACCGACCCCUCCCUCCAUUUGUCCGUUCCAAAUCCAGAAUUAGCAAGAAAAUACUCACAACCAGAUGUUAAUUUUCAAAACUCAAAUUCUUCAGAGCGACGCGGAUCUUUUGUAGACAACUUUCCGCCUUCGCCAUCGUCGUCAUUUUCACGCCCUUCUUCUGUAAAAAGUGAACAAUCGUUAUCGCCUAUGGAGACGCGUAAAUUAAGAGACACUUUACCUUCAAUUAGUGCAGGAGCAAGCCCUAUAAAAGACGGUUUUCCAGGACCCUUAAUGAAUCCUGCGUUUCAAGCUCAAAUACAGCAAAGAAGGCAUUCUAUUGCAGUUGGUGAGACCUUUACACCAUUAAAGCGAAAACCUUCUUUGAAUACACCUGCAAAUCCUAUUCAUCCUCUAAGCCCCGAAGAAUAUCCCGGUAAACGAAGGGAGUCAUAUUCGGAUCUUACUAUUCAACGAUUAUCACUUUAUGACCGUAGAAAUUCUUAUUCUGCUCCAUCAAGUCCUCCUGCACCACCACAAAAUUCUCUCGCCUCUCAAAGCAGUUCUUUACCAAAGCUUAAUAUUAAUGAAGUAGAAACAAGCCUACAAGAACAUGUAAAUACAUGUGGUAUUAAUCAAUAUGCGGACAUUGUAAUAUCCGACCUUCAUACUUCAUCCAAUAUUUCAUCAUCUCAUAUUAGUGGCGGAGGCAGUGAACCCGGAGAUACAUUUUCACCAUUUAACCCUCGUGUUUCUCAGCUUGUACAAGAUGACAUUAACACUCCAGUCAUCACUCGACGUGCUUCAAUGCCUGUAAUGACUUUUCCCUCGCGAUUCAAUGAAACAGUGGGACCACAAGAUCCAGCAUCUAUUCCAAUGGACGUAGAUCGUUAUCGGGGACAAUCUGGCUAUACAUCUCAUAAUCAUUACCAUCACCCAUAUCCCUAUGAUUAUCCUGGCUAUAUUCAACCGAAUACCCCGGUAAAAGAAACUCCAUAUUCUCGUUCACCCGAAUUAAGAAUUUCUCAUAAAUUAGCGGAAAGAAAAAGGAGAAAAGAGAUGAAGGAAUUAUUUGAUGAGUUGCGAGAUUCACUUCCAGUUGAUAAGAGUUUAAAGACAAGUAAAUGGGAAAUACUUAGUAAAGCUGUCGAUUUUAUUAAUACACUAAAACAAAACCAAGAGGAGAUUUCUAAGGAAGUUGAAUCAUUACGCCAAGAAUUGGCAGCACUGAAAGGUGGAAGUGAUAAUACAAAUGCUUCAACAUCGUAA